Molecule: messenger RNA, 4833 nt
Organism: Closterium sp. Yama58-4
Lineage: Eukaryota; Viridiplantae; Streptophyta; Zygnematophyceae; Desmidiales; Closteriaceae
Source: the annotation of a GenBank genome assembly
AUGGUCACGAUGCUAUGGUCACGAUGCUCUGCUCACGAUGCUCUGCUCACGAUGCUAUGGUCACGAUGCUAUGGUCACGAUGCUAUGGUCACGAUGCUCUGCUCACGAUGCUAUGCUCACGAUGCUCUGCUCACGAUGCUAUGGUCACGAUGCUAUGGUCACGAUGCUAUGGUCACGAUGCUAUGGUCACGAUGCUAUGGUCACGAUGCUAUGGUCACGAUGCUAUGGUCACGAUGCUAUGGUCACGAUGCUCUGCUCACGAUGCUCUGCUCACGAUGCUCUGCUCACGAUGCUCUGCUCACGAUGCUCUGCUCACGAUGCUAUGGUCACGAUGCUAUGGUCACGAUGCUAUGGUCACGAUGCUAUGCUCACGAUGCUAUGCUCACGAUGCUAUGCUCACGAUGCUAUGGUUACGAUGCUAUGGUCACGAUGCUAUGGUCACGAUGCUAUGGUCACGAUGCUAUGGUCACGAUGCUAUGGUCACGAUGCUAUGGUCACGAUGCUAUGGUCACGAUGCUAUGGUCACGAUGCUAUGCUCACGAUGCUAUGCUCACGAUGCUAUGCUCACGAUGCUAUGCUCACGAUGCUAUGCUCACGAUGCUAUGGUCACGAUGCUAUGGUCACGAUGCUAUGGUCACGAUGCUAUGGUCACGAUGCUAUGGUCACGAUGCUAUGGUCACGAUGCUCUGCUCACGAUGCUAUGGUCAUGAUGCUCUGCUCACGAUGCUCUGCUCACGAUGCUAUGCUCACGAUGCUAUGCUCACGAUGCUAUGCUCACGAUGCUAUGGUCACGAUGCUAUGGUCACGAUGCUAUGGUCACGAUGCUAUGGUCACGAUGCUAUGGUCACGAUGCUAUGGUCACGAUGCUAUGGUCACGAUGCUAUGGUCACGAUGCUAUGGUCACGAUGCUAUGGUCACGAUGCUAUGGUCACGAUGCUAUGGUCACGAUGCUAUGGUCACGAUGCUAUGGUCACGAUGCUAUGGUCACGAUGCUCACGAUGCUAUGCUCACGAUGCUAUGGUCACGAUGCUAUGGUCACGAUGCUAUGGUCACGAUGCUAUGGUCACGAUGCUAUGGUCACGAUGCUAUGGUCACGAUGCUAUGGUCACGAUGCUAUGGUCACGAUGCUAUGGUCACGAUGCUCUGCUCACGAUGCUAUGCUCACGAUGCUAUGCUCACGAUGCUAUGGUCACGAUGCUAUGGUCACGAUGCUAUGGUCACGAUGCUAUGGUCACGAUGCUAUGGUCACGAUGCUCACGAUGCUAUGCUCACGAUGCUAUGGUCACGAUGCUAUGGUCACGAUGCUAUGGUCACGAUGCGAUGAUCACGAUGCUAUGGUCACGAUGCUAUGGUCACGAUGCUCUGCUCACGAUGCUAUGGUCACGAUGCUAUGGUCACGAUGCUCUGCUCACGAUGCUAUGCUCACGAUGCUAUGCUCACGAUGCUAUGCUCACGAUGCUAUGGUCACGAUGCUAUGGUCACGAUGCUAUGGUCACGAUGCUAUGGUCACGAUGCUCUGCUCACGAUGCUAUGGUCAUGAUGCUCUGCUCACGAUGCUCUGCUCACGAUGCUAUGCUCACGAUGCUAUGCUCACGAUGCUAUGCUCACGAUGCUAUGGUCACGAUGCUAUGGUCACGAUGCUAUGGUCACGAUGCUAUGGUCACGAUGCUAUGGUCACGAUGCUAUGGUCACGAUGCUAUGGUCACGAUGCUAUGGUCACGAUGCUAUGGUCACGAUGCUAUGGUCACGAUGCUAUGGUCACGAUGCUAUGGUCACGAUGCUAUGGUCACGAUGCUAUGGUCACGAUGCUAUGGUCACGAUGCUCACGAUGCUAUGCUCACGAUGCUAUGGUCACGAUGCUAUGGUCACGAUGCUAUGGUCACGAUGCUAUGGUCACGAUGCUAUGGUCACGAUGCUAUGGUCACGAUGCUAUGGUCACGAUGCUAUGGUCACGAUGCUAUGGUCACGAUGCUCUGCUCACGAUGCUAUGCUCACGAUGCUAUGCUCACGAUGCUAUGGUCACGAUGCUAUGGUCACGAUGCUAUGGUCACGAUGCUAUGGUCACGAUGCUAUGGUCACGAUGCUCACGAUGCUAUGCUCACGAUGCUAUGGUCACGAUGCUAUGGUCACGAUGCUAUGAUGCUAUGGUCACGAUGCUAUGGUCACGAUGCUAUGGUCACGAUGCUCUGCUCACGAUGCUCUGGUCACGAUGCUCUGGUCACGAUGCUAUGGUCACGAUGCUAUGGCCACACGGCCAUGCUGCUGGGAGCAGCUAGAUAUUUAGCCGAGCAUCGCCCUUUCCAUGGUAAAAUCCACGUGGUGUUCCAACCCGCAGAGGAGGGCACGCCCACUCAGAACCAAUACGGGAGGGAGGGCGGGGGAGCACUGGCGAUGCUGGAGGAUGGGCUGCUGGAGAAAUACCCCGUGCGGGCUGCCUUUGGCAUGCACAACUGGCCAGGGUUACCAGUGGGGCGGUUCGCUAUUCAUUCAGGCCCAGUGAUGGCAGGGGUGGAUAACUUCCACAUCACGGUGGAGGGCACGGGCUGCCAUGCUGCCAUGCCACACCUGGCAGGGGGCAGUGACCCCGUGCUCGCUGCUGCUGCUCUGGUUACCAACCUGCAGGCGUUGGUGAGCAGGGUGGUGGAUCCACAUGACAGCGCUGUUGUGAGCGUCACGCAGAUACAUGCAGGGGACGCCUUCAACGUCAUCCCACCCUCCGCGGAGGUGAAGGGCACGCUGAGGACGUACCGGGGGGAGACAAGGGAGGCGAUGAUGCGCGGGAUAGAGCGCAUGGCACAUGGGGUCACUGCUGCUCAUGGCUGCACAGCCACAGUACGGUUCUGUGAUCACUUCCCCGCCACCAUCAACACGCCCAGGGAGGCACAGGAGGCGGCAGCCGCAGCACGUGCAGUGGUGGGAACAGCUUUAGUGGACCUGGACUCGCGCGCGCCCUCCAUGGACGCUGAGGACUUUGGAUACAUCCUGGAGAGAGUGCCGGGCUGUUACCUGUGGAUUGGCAAUGGCCUGACAGAAGGAGGCUGCAUGCUCCACAACCCCUUGUACGAUUUCAAUGACGACAUUCUUGCACUCGGGGCGAGCUACUGGGAUAUCAAUGUACCGAUCUUAACCCAACAACAAUACCGGCUGCUGGGUGUGCGAGUCAGCCAGCAUAACGUUUGCGCCAACCAGGAUUCUCGUGAUUCGUUGCCUCGUCACCCGAGCUUCCCACGUUCGCGGGCCGCCAUGGCCUCUCAGUUAGCCUGGCGGGCGGCUGCCACGUCGGCGCGUCGCGGCUUGAGAGAAGGCCAGCGUGUCGUGGCUUUGAUGACGUCAUCUUCUCCUGUCCCUGGUGUGAACGACGUCACCUCAGGAUCUCCGCGUACCUCGAGAGUAUCUGGACCGUUCGAUCACAUCGAUCUGUCCCCAUUACAAACAGUCGAUCAAACCCAUCAAUUCCCUCCGCCAUCAGUCAUGCUGACGUCAUCCGUUCCGCUCCGCCAUCCCCUUACCGGUUCCAUCUCCGCGCGCAUCCCUUGCGCCGAUGCGAUCGCUGGGGGCUUCAAUGCGCUCAGAUCGCUGCCACGUGGCACUGCGCCAUUCCACUCCGCCGCGCGCCCAGUCGCAACAACAGCCAGCGCGGAUCAGAAUGCGGGCGGCGGUGGCGGGGGGACGGGGGGAGGCGGAGCGGAGGGGGGGGCAGAGGGGAGGGGCGGAAGGAGGAGGACGGGGAAUGGCGGCAGUGGAUCCAGCAGGCACUCUUUAGUGAGGGACGGCGAGGGGGGAGGCAAGGGGCGUGAGCAGCAGGCACGCGCAGCAGUAGCCAAGCUAAGCAGGCAAUCAGCAGCGGCCCAGUCCCCCUCCGCCUCCCCUUCCCCCCACCGCUUCUCCCCUCGCUCCUCCGCCCCUCCUUCCUUUUCCUCGUCCUCCUCUUCCCUAUCUUCCCAAGAUUUCGAUGAGUUAGAGGCGUUGAUAGGGCCUGAGGACGAGGAAGAGGAGAGGAGGGAAGGGGGGAGAGGAGGGGGAGAGAGCAGGGGAGCGAGGAGCGUGGGAGGGAUCGAAGGGAGAGGAGGGGUAGCGGAGGAAGGGGAAGGGGGCUAUGGAAGAGGGGGGCGCGCAUUGGGGUACGGGGGCCGGAUUGGAGGGGGGAGGAGCUGGGGAGAGGGGGAGGAGUGGGGAGGACGGGCAGGAGGAAGCGGGGAAGGGGCAAGGGGGAGGUACGGGGGAGUGGGGGAAGCGGGGGGCGCAGCCGGAGGGGUGGGCAGCUGGGGGGCCGGGGGCGGGGGGAUGGGUGGGGGGAUGGGCGGGGGGGCGUGGCAGGGGGUGGCGGAGGUGGAGGCGGAGAUGGUGCUGUCAGACCGAGCAAUGAGGGCGGUGAGAGAGGUGGACCUGGAGGAGGGCGAGGAGAGCUUUCAGUUCCGCCCCGACCGCAUCUACUACCCCGGACAGACCUACUCUGCUGAGGAGCUGGACAUAUCCCAGCCGCUCCCAGACGGCACGGGGGACUUGCGACGCAAGCUGCCUGUCCCCACCACCAAGGAGACUCUGCGCGCUGCUGACUUCCGGAACGUGCGCUUCCUGUCGCAAUUCAUCUCUGAAACGGGCAAGAUCAAACCCAGAAACAAGACUCGGCUGUCUGCCAAGGCGCAGCGUCGCGUGGCUCGGGAGAUCCGAACCGCACGAGUCUUUGGGCUCAUGCCAUUCACGCAGGCGGGCCGGCCGCCAUUUAGGUUCGGCAAGGGCCCGAACCUGGAAUCAGGAGAGCCGGAGGAGGAGCUUGAACUGGCAGCGGCAGUUGAUGAUGUGAAGGAGCUCAAGGCCAUGGCUGGGAGGUAG